GUAAAAUAUACGAAGUAAAAUAAAUGGUCCCAAGUAUAUGAAUGAAUACAUGUAUUUACAGAUAUCUCUCUCCCCUAUCUCCUUAUGAUUUGUCAUUUUCCUCACCCAUAAUCCUAUAAAAUAAUCAAGAACCUCCGAGGGAGAGAGACAUACACACAGACAGAGUAAGACAUAUAUAACAUAUAUAGAGAGAGAAGACCUAAACAAAGAGACAUAUGGUGUCUUUAGGUUACUGCUUGAAGGAGAAGAAGACAUGCGUGAGAUGGGUAGAGAUAUACUUCGAUGACUGUCUCUGUAACUUAAACGACGACGUUUCAUUCGCACUUGGAAUCGCUAGCCUCCUCUGUUGGGGAGUCGCAGAGAUUCCUCAGGUCAUCACUAACUUCCGUACAAAGUCAAGUAACGGUGUCUCUCUCUCCUUCCUCCUCGCUUGGGUCGCCGGUGAUAUCUUCAAUCUCGUCGGUUGUCUUCUUGAACCAGCUACUUUGCCGACUCAGUUCUACACAGCCUUGCUUUACACAGUGAGCACUGUAGUAUUGGUGAUCCAGACUAUUUACUACGAUUACAUCUACAAACUUUGUAGACAUAGACGUACCAAGAUUUGUCAAAAGGAUGAGGAAGAUGAAGAGAAGAGACCAUUGAAACCACCAAAGACGAUGGGAUCUGCUAUUUCCAUCCCAGGAGGAUCUUACAAAGAUUCUUCUCGGAGAGAGUUCUAUUACACGUCGGCGAGAUCGUUGGCCGGAAGUGGCACACCUCCCUUAAGAACAUCGUAUUUUCGAGUGGCUAAGAGUGGCCCUUCGGCUCUGGCAAUCGACAAUGAUGGUUCGUCAUCGGACGAAGAUGAGACAAUGUCGACGUGUCCUGUCAUAACGGCUAAAACCAUUACAAAACCAAGGCCAAUACCUAGACAGGCAGGUUUUGGAACGUUUUUGGCUGCAUCGGCUAGUCUUCCGCUUCAGGCAAAGAGCUUAGCGGAAAAAUAUGCACAUGCUUCAAGCAGACGGCUUCUAAACGAAAGAAUAGUAGAGCAUAGCGCGUUGGGACAAUGGUUGGGAUGGCUAAUGGCCGCCAUUUACAUGGGCGGUCGCAUUCCUCAGAUUUGGCUCAACAUCAAAAGAGGAAGCGUCGAGGGUUUGAAUCCACUGAUGUUCAUCUUCGCGCUAGUAGCCAAUGCAACAUAUGUUGGUAGUAUUCUUGUCCGAACAACUGAAUGGGACAACAUCAAACCAAACCUUCCUUGGUUGCUUGAUGCUAUUGUCUGCGUCGUACUAGAUCUAUUUGUAUCCUUUUCUAACCAUUUGCACAGUCUCAACGUGGAAAACAAGUUAUCUUAUUGCCAUUAGGUUGAGCUUUGCUACCUUAAUUCGAAAAAUCAAAACAGAUAAUACUGCAGUAUAUCUACUACAAGUAUUGCAGGAUAAAGAGCUUGGAAAGCAGAGAAGAAGACGCCUAUGGAGACUAUGUGGAAGCAAGCAAAACUUUUGUUUCGUGAAUCACUAUUUAUGUUACAAGGAUAAUUUGAUUUUCUUUUGAUCUUAAGUAUUAUUGAUUUCAUAGUGUAUGCAUAUAAAACCUAAUUAUUAUAUGUUCACUAAAACUGCUUUCUGUUUCCUCAA
Molecule: messenger RNA, 1619 nt
Organism: Arabidopsis thaliana (thale cress)
Lineage: Eukaryota; Viridiplantae; Streptophyta; Magnoliopsida; Brassicales; Brassicaceae
Product: PQ-loop repeat family protein / transmembrane family protein
Exons: 10
Coding region: 216-1346 (376 amino acids)
Cellular component (GO): membrane
Source: RefSeq, marked reviewed